Messenger RNA from Camellia sinensis, 1715 nucleotides. RefSeq names its product basic leucine zipper 34. Lineage: Eukaryota; Viridiplantae; Streptophyta; Magnoliopsida; Ericales; Theaceae. Gene Ontology annotation, molecular function: DNA-binding transcription factor activity; DNA binding. Gene Ontology annotation, biological process: positive regulation of DNA-templated transcription. Gene Ontology annotation, cellular component: nucleus. The record is from RefSeq and is a predicted model, not a curated record.
AUAGCUCAAGUGUAGUAUAGUACCAGAUCAUUUACACAAAGAUUUAUUAAAGAUUUAUUGCUAUUUUGCUUUCAAGUGUUUUGUUGGUUAAGUUAUAUAGUUGUCUUGUUUCUUCACAUUUCUCAUCAAUUCUAAGUUUAUUGUCUCAUUUGAAUGCAAUUUUCCAUGGCUCAAUUACCACCCAAAUCACCAAACAUGACUCAAAAUUGGCCUCCUUUUCCUCUCCAAAUGAUGCCUAUCCCCUCCACUCCAAUGGGCAGAAACCUAAUUCCCACCACCACCUCCGCCACUGCCGCUGCCGCCGCCACCCAAACACUGUCGUGGGUGGACGAAUUCCUCGACUUUUCCUCGGUGAGGCGCAAUGCGCAGCGGAGGUCGGUAAGUGACUCAUUUUCCUUCCUACCAUUUCUUGAAGAAUACCCAACUUCUGCACCACCACCCACCACCGCCGUGCACGGUGGAAACACCGCUGGUGGCGGCGGCUUCGAGCGGCUGGAUGAGGAGCAACUCAUGUCGAUGUUCGCCGAUGAAACGACGAUGAGGGUGGCGCCGCCACCGGCUGUAUCGUCUCCGUCGGAUGAAAAUUGCAAUAAUGCAGAGAAGCCAAAGUCGCCGCUGUCGCCGCCGCAACAGCGGCGUCUAAAGGAAGAGCCACCACCAGAUGAUUAUGGUUUAUGCAAAGCUGACACACCAGAACUGGCAAAGGCUUCCAAAGCCGCCGUAGCCUCCGGCGGAGACACUAUCGUCGAUCCCAAGAGAGUUAAAAGAAUUUUGGCGAAUCGUCAAUCAGCACAGAGGUCACGAGUGAGAAAGCUGCAAUACAUUUCAGAGCUGGAACGUAGUGUAACUACUUUACAGAUUGAAGUAUCGGCAAUGUCACCGAGGGUUGCAUUCUUGGAUCAUCAACGGUUGAUUCUUAAUGUUGACAAUAGUGCACUCAAGCAGAGGAUUGCAGCACUUGUUCAGGACAAAAUUUUUAAAGAUGCUUAUCAAGAGGCAUUAAAGAAAGAAAUAGACAGAUUAAGACAAGUAUACCAUGAGCAGAACCUAAAGAAGAUGGCUGUCACCACCACCACCACCACCACUGCAGCAGCAGCACCACCACCAUCAACACCGCCGCUGCCGCCAACAACCUCCGACAACAUUGGAUGUACGGACAAUGAUAUAUCUUCACAACAACAACAAAAAUAGAUAAUAAUAAUAACAAAAAGCAAUACUAGGGAAUGAGAGGUUGCUGUGCUUUCUGCUGCCAUUCACGUGAUGUGUUUUCUUCUUUCCCAAUUUUAAUCUAAUGUUUAAGUGGGACCCUUUUAUGAGCUUGGGAAGAUCUGGGCCAUUCAUACAAAUGAAUCACCCAAAAUCACAUAAAUAAACGGUAUAGAUUAAAGAGUUGAUUCCAUUUGUCUCAAGCUUUUUAUAAAUAUUUUUUAAAUUCUUAUUACAUCACACGAUUAUAAAUAUAUUGAGACACCAAAAAAAAAAAAAAAAAGAAAAAGAAAAAGGAAAAAAGAUUCGAGUCUCGAGAAUUCUGUGCCUUUUAUUUGUGUUUUCAAUUAAUUGUAACUUCAUAUAUUUUAGAUUUUAAAUUAAUGUGGAGGGAAAAAAAGAGUUGUUUGUGGAGGGUGUGGGCUGUGUAUCGGGAUGUAUGAUAGUAGAGGUUGUCAGAAUUUGUGUAAUUAAUGUCUGAUCAAUAUUAUUUAUUUUUUAGAACUUUU